Messenger RNA from Rotaria sp. Silwood2, 534 nucleotides. The record is from the annotation of a GenBank genome assembly. NCBI's taxonomy places the organism in Eukaryota, Metazoa, Rotifera, Eurotatoria, Philodinida, Philodinidae.
AUGACUUUAAGUUUUCAUCGAUCAACGAUCAACAAUUCUGACGGCACUUUGUCAAUACGAAUCUAUCACAAUGGCGAUUUUCCCUACGAACACGUUCGUUCUGUACUUGGCCCACUUUUUGAAAAUUAUUAUGGUGCUGAAGGUCUUCGAAGCAUGGUCGAAAUGAUUGAUCAUAUCUGGUGUGCCUACGAUAUCUUUACAGAUCAAUGUAUCGCUUGCGCUCUUGUUCAAUAUGAACCUGGUCGUGAAACGCUUUAUAUCAAACUAUUCGGUGUGCGCCGUAUUAAUCAAGGCCAAGGUGUCGGAAGUCGUUUAUUGGAUGCUAUUCUUUCUUGGGCUAAACGGCAAAGAUAUCUAGCAGUUCUGCUGCAUACUCAAGUUCUUUUAUCAGAUUGUCGUUGUGUUGAACUUGAUUGUUGGGAUGAUGAUGGUUAUCUAGUUAUUUAUCAUGGUCGAACAUCUCUUAUUUAUUUAUCACCUGAUGACAAUGAAGAAAUUGAAGAUUCUAAUGAUGAUGAACUUAUUCAUGAUUAG